This is a messenger RNA of Spea bombifrons (plains spadefoot toad), 3430 nucleotides long. It is a transcript of the gene EPHB4, whose product is annotated as EPH receptor B4. Gene Ontology annotation, molecular function: transmembrane-ephrin receptor activity; protein binding; ATP binding. Gene Ontology annotation, biological process: cell surface receptor protein tyrosine kinase signaling pathway; central nervous system projection neuron axonogenesis; protein phosphorylation. Bases 211 to 3153 code for a protein of 980 amino acids. The transcript has 16 exons. NCBI's taxonomy places the organism in Eukaryota, Metazoa, Chordata, Amphibia, Anura, Pelobatidae. Gene Ontology annotation, cellular component: neuron projection; plasma membrane. The record is from RefSeq and is a predicted model, not a curated record.
CCCCGGGGGCCGCUGGAACCUUUGGGGGCUCUCUGGAUCAAGGACCCCCGCAGUAGGACUGGAAGACGUGGGGGUCCCCGCGGGAAGUCGGGGGUCUCGCAGUGCAUGGCUGCGGGGUUGGGACCUGGAAGAGCCGGGAUUUGUGUGACUUUGGGGCCCCCGCAGGAGGCCUGAAAUCUGGGGUUCGCUCGCUGGGUUCUCUUUGUCUUUAUGGAUCUCCGGCUGCUUCUGCUCUGGAUCCCCCUCUCUCUGGCUCUAGAAGUCACCCUAAUGAACACCAAACAGGAGACGUCGGACCUUAAAUGGACAGUUUAUCCCAAAGCGGACGGACAGUGGGAUGAGACGUCCGGCUUGGACGAGGAGAUGACACCCGUCCGUACUUACGAAAUAUGUAAAGUCAACCUCCCUGGACAGAACAACUGGCUGCGCACCAACUACAUCCGCCGCAGUCCUGCCCGCUACGUCUAUGUUGAGAUAACCUUCACGGUGGUGGAGUGCGCAUCCCUCGAACAUGCUGGGAGAUCCUGCAAGGAGACCUUUAACCUCUACUACUACCAGUCUUCUACCGAUUUGGCCAACGACCACUUUCCUCCUUGGUUGGAGAACCCAUGGGUCAAGGUGGACACCGUAGCUGCCGACUUCCUGGGGCGACCUGGUGGACGAGGUGUCUCGGCACGGCCCAACGUGAAGACUCUGAGGAUAGGCCCUCUCACCGGGGCCGGCUUCUACCUGGCGUUCCAGGACCAAGGGGCUUGUAUGGCUCUGUUGGCCGUUCGUGUCUUUUACCGGCUGUGUCCCGCUGUGGUCGCCUCGCUGGCAAGGUUUCCCGGUACCGUGUCGGAGGGUUUGGUGGUAUCAGCGGAGGGAAGUUGUGUAGAAGGAGCAGAAGGCUCCUUGGGAAGGCGUCCCACCAUGUACUGUCGGGAAGACGGGGAGUGGGCGAAGCCGGCGGCCGGAGAGUGCGUCUGUGUGGCCGGGAGAGAGGAGAAAGACGGACGGACCAAGUGCAUGGCUUGCCCGGUUGGAACCUUUAAGCCCGACGUGGGGGAGAUGCCCUGCCAGCCAUGCCCCCUUAACAGCCAUUCCUCUGCCCCUGGCGCCACAGUGUGUGGGUGUAAACUGGGGUAUUACCGGGCUCCUGGGGAUGCCCCCACCGCCCCGUGCAGCACUCCUCCCUCCGCUCCGCGCAGCAUCGUCGCUCAUGUGAACGGUUCUACGGCAGACUUGGAUUGGAGCGAACCACUCGACUCUGGUGGACGGGGGGACCUGUACUAUGAGGUUCAGUGCAUGGAAUGCGCCGGGGGAGGGCCAUGCUCCCCUUGCACCCGCCUCUCUUUUUUCCCCCGCCCUAACAGACUGGUGGAGCGCAAGCUACGUGUGUCUGGGCUACGUCCACGCGUGACCUACAAUUUCCGCGUGCUGGCGCUGAACGGAGUGACGGAACGCAGCGGUGUUGGAGCCAUGGGGGAGGAAUUGAACGUCACCACUAAUCGUGAUGUGCCUCUUCCGGUGACCGGCAUCCAGCAGACGGCUGCGUCUGAGAACUCCCUAACCCUGCGGUGGAUCCCUCCACAGCCCCCCAGCCUCUCCAGGGGCAAUAUCCUGGACUAUGAGGUCAAAUACUAUGAGAAGGACCAGGAAAAGCCCCUUAUGAUGUUCCUGAAAACCACGGGCAGCGAGGCUCACCUGGUGGGACUACGUGCCGGGGCUGUGUACGUGGUGCAGGUGCGGGCGAGGACCGAGGCCGGGUACGGAGCCUUCAGCGGGGACACCCUCUUCCAAACCCUGUCACAAGACCCAGAGAGGGCGCAGCCCCAGGUGGGGUUAAUUGCCGGUACGGCCGGCGUGGGCAUCAUCCUCGUCAUAGCUGUCAUUAUAGUCGCCGUGGUGUGUGUCCGGAAACAUGGAGUUAACAAGGACAGCGAGUAUUGUGACAAACCCCCCCAGUAUCUCAUCGGACACAGCACCAAGCUGUACAUCGAUCCUUUCACCUACGAGGAUCCCAACGAGGCCGUCCGGGAAUUCGCGAAGGAGAUCGACGUGUCCUACGUGAAGAUCGAAGAGGUCAUCGGGGCGGGUGAAUUUGGGGAGGUGUGCCGUGGGCGCCUCAAGGUUCCAGGGAAGAAGGAAAACUACGUGGCCAUCAAAACCCUAAAGGGCGGCUACACGGAGCGUCAGCGGCGGGAAUUCCUCAGCGAGGCCAGCAUCAUGGGGCAAUUCCAGCAUCCCAACAUUAUCCACUUAGAGGGGGUAAUCACCAACAACUGCCCCGUCAUGAUCAUCACAGAGUACAUGGAGAACGGCGCUCUCGACUCGUUUCUCAGGCAAAACGACGGGCAGUUCACCCCCAUCCAGCUGGUGGGCAUGCUACGCGGAAUCGCCUCCGGCAUGCGCUAUCUGUCCGAGAUGAACUACGUCCACCGGGACCUGGCGGCGCGCAACAUCCUGGUGAACAGCAACUUGGUCUGCAAAGUAUCCGACUUCGGACUCUCCCGGUUUCUCCAAGAAGGAUCCACGGACCCCACGUACACGUCCUGCCUGGGGGGUAAAAUUCCCAUACGAUGGACAGCCCCUGAAGCAAUCGCCUUCCGAAAAUUUACCUCCGCCAGCGACGUCUGGGGGUACGGAAUCGUCAUGUGGGAAGUCAUGUCCUUCGGAGAACGGCCCUACUGGGACAUGUCCAACCAGGACGUGAUUAACGCCAUAGAGCAGGAUUACCGUCUCCCGGCGCCCCCCGACUGCCCGUCAGCGCUACACCAGCUAAUGUUGGACUGUUGGCAGAGAGAUCGAGCGGCCCGGCCGCGUUUCUCAGAAAUCGUCAGCUCUUUGGACAAGCUGAUCCGUAACCCGGCCAGCCUGAAGAUCACGGCGGCACGGGAGCAGCACGGGACUUCGCAGCCCCUCCUCGACCAGCGCACUCCUCACUACUCCUCCUUCGCCACGGUGGGCGAGUGGCUUCAGGCCAUCAAGAUGGGGAGAUACGAGGAGGGAUUCCGCAGCGCCGGGUUCACCACGUUCGGCAGAGUUCGCCAGAUAACGGCAGAAGAUCUCCUCCGCAUGGGAGUGACGCUCGCCGGUCACCAGAAGAAGAUCCUCUCCAGUCUCCAGCAGAUCCUCCCAGCUGACAAGGCCUCGGCGGGCCCCUGUUACUGAAUCUACCCCCCGCGCCAACGGACUGCAGACCCCCCGGCCGCGGACCCCCGGCAGGCGGAGACAUUGCAGUUGUGCGCAGUGCAUUGACACGGUAUAUAAACGUGUAGAUACAGAUCAGGGCUGUGCACACGCGUGUCCGCACCGCUCUCAGCCCGACACACAACAUGCAUAGCACUGUGAAGACCCCGGAUCCAUAGCCCUGUACAGAAUGUAUAUACACACAUCGUCAAGAGCUCGUUUUUUGUUGCAUUUUUAUAUUAAAUUAUUUGAUAAUAAA